Molecule: messenger RNA, 811 nt
Organism: Heteronotia binoei (common prickly gecko)
Lineage: Eukaryota; Metazoa; Chordata; Lepidosauria; Squamata; Gekkonidae
Gene: SUPT4H1
Product: SPT4 homolog, DSIF elongation factor subunit
Exons: 5
Coding region: 191-544 (117 amino acids)
Biological process (GO): mRNA processing; chromatin organization; positive regulation of DNA-templated transcription, elongation
Cellular component (GO): nucleus; DSIF complex
Molecular function (GO): RNA polymerase II complex binding; zinc ion binding
Source: RefSeq, a predicted model, not a curated record
GUAGUGAGAGUCGGGCGCGCGAACGAGUGCGGAAGACUAGACCUACACAAGCAGAAGGGCUGAGCGGAGUUGGAGCCGGAUGUGAUGUUUACCGGAACAGAAGGAACCGGAAGUAAUAGCGGAAGGGUUUAGUUUAAAUUAAAGAAUCGCUAGUUUCUCGUCGUCCGUGUGUUGCCGGUGUGCGGUUGCCAUGGCGUUGGAGACGGUGCCCAAGGACCUGCAGCACUUGCGGGCUUGCUUGCUUUGCUCUCUUGUCAAGACCAUUGACCAGUUUGAGUUUGACGGCUGUGACAACUGCGACUCCUACCUACAGAUGAAAGCGAACCGUGAGAUGGUUUAUGAUUGCACCAGCUCAUCCUUCGAUGGCAUCAUUGCAAUGAUGAGUCCUGAGGACAGCUGGGUCUCCAAGUGGCAGCGCAUCAGUAACUUCAAGCCAGGUGUCUAUGCGGUGUCUGUGACUGGCCGUCUGCCCCAAGGGAUUGUGCGAGAGCUGAAGAGCCGUGGGGUGGCCUACAAGUCUCGCGACACAGCCAUAAAGACCUAAGGAAGUCCCUUGUUCCUCACAUCUUGCACUUCACGGAUGUCUUUCAGUUGAGACUGUUGCAUAGAGCUGCCCAGUUGUUAUGGAGGGGAACGGGGAAUCUCUGUAUGAAUGGGACUCGGUAUGAAUGUGUGGGACUUUAUCCCAGGCUUGGCAGCUGAGCUGGACAAGGAUUUCUUUGAACGCAGCCUGUAAGCAAGAGCAGCUCCCGAAGGAAUGGACGGGAUGCCAUUUCUGUAAAUAUCUUGAAUAAAUUCUUAUGGGAUCAGA